This is a messenger RNA of Punica granatum (pomegranate), 1497 nucleotides long. The record is from RefSeq and is a predicted model, not a curated record. Lineage: Eukaryota; Viridiplantae; Streptophyta; Magnoliopsida; Myrtales; Lythraceae.
ACCCUUGUCAUCGUUGUUUUCUUGAAAUUGAUUGACCCAAACAGGCAUAGCCUCGCGUCGCUCCGUCCGAACCGAUCGAGAUAAACCUCCCAAAACCCCUCCCCGGACUGUCUUCACACCUUCGACUGCCAGUCCCCUUCUCUCCGUCGAGAUCGAGAACCCCCGACAAACAAUUUCUCGAGGAGAACGGAACUGUCGGAGCUUGAGGUAAAACACCAUGAACUUUGGGAACCUCCGAGAACCCGAACGGCUCUCCCUUUCACCGAGAAACCAAGACCAGCCCAAGCUGCCCAGCCUGCAGGAUGCCUUCACCUCCCUCCAAACCCACUGCUCCGCCUUCCUCCGCCGCAUUAACCCCGAUUCCCUCAUACCCCACCUUCAAUCUUCACUCUCCAACCUCCGCUGGCCUACUCCUCUCUCCUCCCAGGGGAGCCCGGCUUGGGCUUCCACCACGGCUGAUGGCGGGGCCAACUCCGGCCCCAUCACCCUCUCGAGUGCUGGCAGGGGCGGCCCCAUGUCAGUGGAGGAUAUCGAAGAGCGGCUGGCGGGCGUGCCCGUGUACGCGCUGAGCAACUCGGCCGAAGAAUUCGUGUUGGUGUCGGGGGUCUCCACCAAGAAGUCCUUGGGGCUGUUCUGCUUCAGGGAGGAGGACGCGGAGGCUCUGCUCGACCAGAUGAAGAGCAUGGACCCUGGAAUGAGGAGCGGCUCUAGGGUUGUCUCUGUGGCUCUUAACAAGAUAUUUCAGCUUAAGGUUGAUGGGGUAGCGUUCAGAUUGAUUCCUGAGUUCUCUCAAAUUAAAAAUGCCAUUAAAGUGAGGCAAAUGGAUGGCUUCUCUGACGAGGCAUUCCCUGGGGUUCCAAUAUUCCAGUCAAGGAGCUUGAUCCUCAAAAGCAGAAACAAGAGCUAUCGUCCAGUUUUCUUUAGAAAGGAGGAUUUAGAGAAUUCUCUACAAAGGGCCUCCCGUCAGCAGAAUCGGUUGAACCCCGCCUUGAGGCAAGGAGAUAUUCAGGUUGCUGCGCUUGAGGAAAUAAUAAAAGGGAUGAAAGAGGAUUCUGGCGCAAAAUGGGAUGACGUUGUAUUUAUUCCUCCUGGAUUUGAUGUCUCAACCGAUCCUUCGCAGCAGUCAGUGGAUGGGAGCAGUGCUUGAUGAUGUUUGUAUACAUGAAGCGAUGUUUUGGUGCACCUGAGCUGUUAGUGCAGGUAAGUUAAAGUAGCAAAAAGCUCCUCAAGGAAAGAUAGAAAUUUGGCUUCUGAUAGGGAGGUUGGAAUUAUUGCGCUGCUCAUAGAUUUCUGAUAGUAAUGGAGAAAUUUGAAGAGAAUCCAAACUGUUCGUUUACCAAAUUGAAGUGUCCAAGAAAUCUGUUCUUUUACCAAAUUAUUUGAGCUAUCGCCUAUUAAGAAUCCGAUGGUCAGAACUUGACUUAUGCGUGAUAGUAAGCAAUUGUAUGAUCCAACUCCUGUGUGCACGAUCAUAUUUACAUGUUAACCUUCUUUCUU